UUGAAGAAUUGCAAGCAAUAUUUCAUGAACAUAACGAAUUGGUUACUACGUUUAAGACAGCACUUGAUCAAAUGCAAUCUGAUGAUCAUAAAAUUGUGAUUAGAGCUGACAGAAGACCGAUCGGUGAACACGAACGAAGAUUUAAUGCACCGCUUAAUAAUGAAAUUGCUAUUGUGAUUGUUGAGGAAGAAUUUCAAUCACGUGAUAUUGUAUUGCGCCGAAGAAAUAAUCAAUUACAACGUGUAUGCGAAACGCAUCGCUGUUAUGACGCACUACAAUAUCCAAUUUUAUUUUGUCGAGGCGAAGAUGGAUACUCUGUCAAUAUAAAAAUGGUUGAUCCAGCAAAUCCACAACGUGAAGUAAAUAAAAACGUAAGCGCCAUGAACUAUUAUGCAUAUAGAAUUAUGAUACGACAAAACCAGGAAAAUCAUAUUUUGAAAGCCCGAAAACUAUUUCAUCAAUAUAUCGUAGAUAUGUAUGCAAAGAUAGAAACAGAACGUUUGAAUUUCAUUCGAUUUAAUCAAAGGAAGUUGCGCUCAGAAGAGUAUAUCCAUCUCAGAGAUGCGAUCAAUAAUGACAGAAAUGUAAACAAUAUUGGACAAAUGGUAAUUUUACCAUCGACCUACACAGGGAGCCCCCGUCAUAUGCAUGAGUACGCACAAGAUGCCAUAUGUUAUGUUCGUUGUUAUGGUCGGCCUGAUUUAUUUAUAACAUUCACGUGCAAUCCAAAAUGGGAAGAAAUUAAGAAAUAUUUGUAUCCCGGACAAUCUUCUACUGAUCGCCAUGAUAUCACUGCAAGAAUAUUUCGACAAAAACUCAAGUCACUUAUGGAUUUUAUUGUCAAAUAUAAAGUUUACGGAGAAGUUAGAUGCUGGAUGUACUCUGUCGAGUGGCAAAAGAGAGGUUUGCCACACGCGCAUAUUUUAAUAUGGUUAGUGGACAAAAUUACAACCGAUCAAAUAGAUGAUGUAAUCUCAGCUGAGAUUCCGGAUCAGACAAUUGAUCCAGAUUUAUUUGAUGUUGUCACUAAAAAUAUGAUACAUGGCCCGUGUGGUGUGAUAAAUGUCAAUUCACCAUGUAUGCAAGAUGGCAAAUGUACGAAACGAUACCCUAGAGCACUCAUUUCUGAAACAAUUACUGGAAAUGAUGGAUACCCUCUAUAUCGUCGACGUUCAACACAGGAUAACGGCAAAUCAAUAACUUUACAAGUGAAUCGUCAAGAUUUUGAAAUUGAUAAUAGAUGGGUAGUUCCCUAUUCGCCAUUGCUAUCGAAAGCGUACAAAGCUCAUAUCAAUGUAGAAUAUUGUAAUUCGGUCAAAUCGAUUAAAUACAUUUGCAAGUAUAUUAACAAAGGCAGUGACAUGGCUGUUUUUGGAGUUGCAGAGAACCGAAAUGAUGAAAUAACUCAAUACCAAAUGGGCAGGUACAUUAGUAGUAACGAGGCAGUUUGGCGAAUUCUGUCUUUCCCCAUUCAUGACCGUAGUCCAGCUGUUAUUCAUUUAGCAGUUCAUUUGGAAAAUGGACAGCGUGUGUAUUUUACUGUUGAUAAUGCUCAGGCAAUUGUAGAGCGACCGCCAUCAACCACAUUAAUUUCUUUUUUUAAAUUAUGUGAAAGAGAUCAAUUUGCUAAAACACUGCUUUAUUCACAAGUACCAACAUAUUACACAUGGAAUGUAAGUUCAAAGACAUGGGAAAGACGUAAAAGAGGAAAACCUGUUGAUGGUUAUCCUGGUGUUUUUGAAAGUGACGCCAUAGGACGACUUUAUACAGUGCAUCCUAGCCAGGCUGAAUGUUUUUAUUUGCGUCUUUUAUUAAUUAAUGUUCGUGGACCAACGUCUUUUUUGAAUUUGAAAAGAGUUAAUGGGCGCCUCUGUCAAACUUACCGGCGAGCAUGUGAAGAAUUGCAUCUACUUGAAGAUGAUAAUCAUUGGGAUGCAACACUUGCAGAUGCAUCCGCAACAGGUACACCGCAUCAAAUACGGACAUUAUUUUCAAUUAUUGUUGCAACAUGUUUUCCAUCUGAUCCAUUGCAACUGUGGCAAAGUUAUCGUGAUUAUAUGACCGAAGAUAUCUUGAAUAUAAUGCGUCGUAUUUCUGCAAAUCAGGAAUUACUCAUUACACUGGAAAUGUAUAACGAGGUGGCUACGCGAGCACUGCAACACUUAUAUUUAAUUAACACAAUUUGUAGCUAG
Messenger RNA from Rhagoletis pomonella (apple maggot), 2192 nucleotides. RefSeq lists its product as uncharacterized. The coding region runs from base 72 to 2192 and encodes 706 amino acids. The transcript has 2 exons. The record is from RefSeq and is a predicted model, not a curated record. NCBI's taxonomy places the organism in Eukaryota, Metazoa, Arthropoda, Insecta, Diptera, Tephritidae.